Molecule: messenger RNA, 2424 nt
Organism: Pectinophora gossypiella (pink bollworm)
Lineage: Eukaryota; Metazoa; Arthropoda; Insecta; Lepidoptera; Gelechiidae
Exons: 11
Coding region: 63-2276 (737 amino acids)
Cellular component (GO): plasma membrane
Molecular function (GO): protein binding
Source: RefSeq, a predicted model, not a curated record
ACAAACAUGGCUGCGUUGUUGAAUGUCAACUACUAGUGAAAAUGUGUAAAAAGUAAAUAAAAAUGUUUUCAUCAAUAACCUAUGUGUUAAUAUGGAUUUUUCCUACUUUAUUUCACUCUGGGACAUGUUUCGGUGAACCAAUCCAGCCAUACCUCUCGAUGUACACUCCCGGGGAGGUAGAGUACACGGAUGUCCUGGUACGGAGGGUUGGGGACAACCUAACGCUGGUCUGCGAGCUCAAGGGUGACUCUCUGCCCACACCGAGGAAGUACGCUUGGAGCUACGUGCCCGCUGAUAACUCGACUGACGAUAACAGCAGGCCGUACUACUCGGAGCCGCGAGGCCCCACCCUGGCCAGCCGCCUUACCCGCCUGGGGCUGACACUGGCUGACAGCGGACAUUACUUCUGCAACACACCACCGUACAGCAUCGUCAAGUUUAUUCUCGUGCAGACUAGAGGUCCGAAGCAGUGCGCACGCGGCGCGUUCUGGUGCGGCAAACACUGCGUGCUGCCUAACUACGUGUGCGACGGGUUCAAGGACUGCGUCCGCGGCGAGGACGAGGCGCCCGAGUUGUGCAUGCACCAGCCUUGCUCGCGUCCGGACAAGCUGAACUGCUCGAGCGGGCGCUGCAUCCCGGCGGGCGCGUGUUGCCGCACCGCCAGCCUGUGCCAGCAGCCCGCCUGCUGCGAGGAGCACCCCAAGUACUCGCGGGGAGAAGGCUACAUAGACGUGGAGUACCCGCCGCUGUUCGAGGACCGCCACGCCCCCGACGAGUACGGCUUCAUACAGUCCACCAUCUACACUGUUACUGCAUGCGCGCUAAUCUUCAUGAUAGCAGUGGUGCUGCUAGUGUCCGCCAUCUGCAAGAUGCACAUGAAGCGAGCCGCCCUGCGCAGCUACACGCACGCUGAGCGAGCCACCAGGCAACACUAUGAGCACCAAUAUGAACAGGCGCACCGCUUCCCGCCGUGCUACGAGGCGUCCCGCCUGCUGGAGCAGCAGCGCGCGGGGCUCGCGCCCGCCAGCCCCGCGCGGGCGCCGCUGCAGUGCGACACGUCGUGCGACGCGGGCGGGGCGGAGGCCGCGGGGGGCGGGGAGCAAGGGUUCGGGCUGGCGAGGCUCUCCGCUAUAUUCUCGUCGAGAUACCGGCAGGUGCCGACCCAGUGCCUGGACGUGGAGAUGACGGACGUGCGGUCCGCGUCGUGCAACACGUCCCCCACCAGGGGCCGCCCGCGGCCCCGGCUGGACCACUACCGCAGCCCCACGUACUGCGACCUCAACACCGAUCUCUUCUUCAAUCCUGAGGUAUCCAACUGCGGCCGCGAACUGAACUACAUGGCUACUCCGAUGGAGUUCUUCAGACGCCGCACUCUUCGCAACAUCGACCUGCGCCCCAGGUCGCUGACGCUCCAGCUGGGCAGGUUCCAGCUGAGCAUACCCAGGUUAGGCCGGAGACAGAGCUUAGAACGGCGGCCAGACACGCCCAACGUAGCCGAACUAAAUAUAGACGACUUAGAUUUCGUCCGGUUAGAUGGUAACGAGACGUACACACUAAACGGUCGGACUAUACGGCUUUUGGGCGCGAACUUCGAGAACUAUCCAGGGUUGAACGACGCCACGGCCAGGCCGCCUCCAUACACGGACGCGAUGAGGUACAAACUGUACGGACCACCGCCGGAAUACCUCAGCAGGGACACCUUGAACAACGAAAGAGAGGAGAACACAAAUAACACAGAGGUGCAAGCGAGACGGAACGUCGAAAUGCCGCCAUGUUACGACGAGCUGGCAACCCCAGGCGAUAGCAACGCUGAAGCGGCGAAUAUAGUUACCGAUAACGUUAUACAAAGCCCCGAUACCAGUAACGGUAACGUAGUUGUUGCCGCUGUUGAAAAUAACGUUAUAAAUAACACUUCUCAUAACGUUACAAAUAGCAACUCUCAUAACGUUAUAAAUAACGCUCCAAAUAACGUUACAAAUAACACUUCUCAUAACGUUAUAAAUAACACUUCUCAUAACGUUAUAAAUAACGCUUUUCAUAACUACACAAAUGACGUUACAAAUAACACGUCUCAUAACAUUAUAAAUAACGCUCCAAAUAACGUUACGAAUAACGCUUCACAUAACGUUACAAGUAACGUUGAGAAUCUAAGCUCAGUUAUAGAUAAUCUCCCAGCUAUCGAUAGCGAUAUCAACGCAAAUGAAACUGAUACUCGUUAUAACGUUAUAACAUGCAACGUGGAUAACGCAGUUAUAACGAAUAACAACGAAUGUUAGUUGCUAUAUAUUGGGCGUUAUUUGGUUUGAAAUGAUGAUAAUUUUGAGUUUGAUUUGGUAAAAAAAUUGUCGAGAGGUAGGUAAACCAACCCAAUACAGGUUAGGUUAGGUCACAUACCUCCGAAAAGCGGUUUUCGGGAAUCUGGGU